This is a messenger RNA of Caenorhabditis angaria, 4310 nucleotides long. The record is from the annotation of a GenBank genome assembly. Lineage: Eukaryota; Metazoa; Nematoda; Chromadorea; Rhabditida; Rhabditidae.
AUGAGUGUUGAUAACCCAAAAUUGCGCACCGAUCCAUUUGAUAGACCAAAAAUUGACUUUGAUUUUUUCAGUGAUGCUGAAGCUGUGAGUUUUUCCCAUUUAUCAUUGAUAUUUGAAAACAAAGAAAAUUGCUUUUCAGAGAUGUCGAAGUCUCCUCGAGAAGCUGGAAAAAUCAGUAGAUCCAAAAUUGAAAGGAGAAGAUUUGUUCAAAAGUUCUUUGAAAAUAUUUUGUGCAGAAUGGCGUUCUAGAAAGAAGAAUUCUGAAAUUGCACUGAAGGUAGGUAACUUGAAAAAUUAUUUAUUUUCAGAAACAUUUAUUUUUCAGGGCCUCUUGAUCGUUCUAGAAUUGUGUUUAGCUCAACCCACUCAACAGAGUUCGAUAUUUGCUGCACUUAUUGAUACUCUUGGCUAUAACACUCUAACCUUCUGGAAGUCAUCAGUUCCUCAUAUUUACAACUCGGAUUUGUCAUAUUCAACACAAUAUCGAGAUUCAUUACUGUUUUCAUUAGUUUUAUACGAUGUGAAUAAUAGUAAAAAUCGAUUACGUGAACUGUAUGCGGCAGUUCCAGGUGUCAGAAAAAGUAUGUUAGGUACACAUGCAAAAUUGUUCGGCGAGAAAUAUCGACACAUUCAGGUGAGCUUUUUUCUAGAUAAAGAAAAACAUUUUUCAAAUUUAAAAUGUUUGUAGAUGGUACGAUCUCGCGCCAACUCAAGAAUGUCGUCAGUUCAAGGAUCAACAGAAGAUCUUCUAUCACUUGAUAAUGAUGUGGUUUCUGAUGAACAUUCUGAAGUAACAAGUAAUUCACAUCAUUCAUCGAUUCCAAAUGCUUUAUGUGAUUUGGCUCAUCAUAAGGUUAGUAGCUUUUUUGAAACCAUUCAAAAAUAUUUGGUGUGUUUUCAGCAACGUGUUAUCAAUGUGUCUAACGCUCCACCUGUUUCAAUCAGCCGCAAAACCAGCGGAUCAUGGGAAAUCAAACAAGGUUCCGGUGGUCUUGUUGCAUGUGUUGAUCCAGUUAUGUCCGGAGAUCGAGAAAAUAUAUGGUUAUCAAAUCUUGGAUUCAAUUAUCAAGAUGAGAACGAAGAUGUUGCGCCAUCAACAAAUUCGUUAGGACUUCCAUUAAUAAAACAGGCACGCGCUGGAGAAGUUUUUCAUGUUCUCGAAGAAAAUGACAAGAAAGUUGAGCUAACUCCAAAACAACAAAUUGUUGAGUAAGUGCUUUUGAGAAAAGUGCGAUAAUGAAAACACAUAUUUUCAGAAGAGAUAUGUCAUUGUUAUCUGUUUUGAAUGAUUAUAAUAAAAAGAGUUAUCAAUUGAAUCCAGUUGUUGUUAGCAAUGAUGAUUAUAACACAUAUUAUGGUGGAAUCAGUAAUGGAUUGUUAUGGCCAGCUCUUCAUAAUCUACCACAACAUAUUGUUUCCGAUUACGAUGAUUUGAGUGUGCUGAAAGAUCAUUGGUGUAGUUACGUGAGAGUUAAUUAUCAAUUCGCUAUCAAUGCCGCUAGAAAUAGUCGAGCUCAAGAUUUUAUUUGGAUUCAUGAUUAUCAUUUGAUGUUAUGCGGUGCAAUUAUGAGAUCGCUGGAAAGCAGUUUAGAGGUAAUCCUUGAUAAGUGAGAUUUCGUAAUUCAUAAACUUUUCAGGUCGGAUUCUUCUUACAUAUUCCAUUUCAACCACCAGAAGAUUUUAUGACCAAAUAUCGAAUUGUUGCUGAUCCAAUAAUUCGAGCCCUUCUUAGAUUCACCAAAGUUGGAUUUCAAACAAGUCGGGAUCGUGAAACAUAUGUUCGACUAGUUCGAGAGAAUAUUCCAAGAGCUAGAAUUCAAUAUGAUGCGCGACUUGAUAGAUAUACCAUUGCUCACGAUGUGAGUAACCUCAAUUUAUUUUCAAAACCAAACACUUUCUCAAAUGAUGAUAUUUUAGGGUUGGACAUGCUCUCUUGGUGUUUUCCCAGUUUCAAUUAAAAUUGAAGAUUUUCUCAAUAUUGCCAAUGAUCCACAAACAAGAAUUGAAGCAGAAACCAUCAGAAAGAAUGUGAGUAAAUUUUUUGUUUUUUUUUAACCAAAUGUUUAUUUCAGAUAUUGUCAAGUUCUGGUCCAACUGGAAGAUUUUUCUUCUCUGUGGAGAGAUUUGAUUAUACAAAAGGUAUCGAAGAAAAACUUCAAGCAUGGAAAAGAUUUUUCGAAAAACAUCCGGAUCGAAUUGGUAAAGAUGUUCUGUUACAAGUCGCUGUGAUAAAUCGAAGAUCAGUAGAAUCAUAUCGGAAAUAUCAGGAUGAUUGUAUUGCAAUGGCUGAGCAAAUCAAUAAUACUAUCAAGAGUGCAGAAUUUCCAAAUUGGAAACCAUUGAUUUUUGAAACAGAUGGUUUGCCAAGAACAAAAUUGAUUGCACACUAUCUGGCUAUGGAUGUUGGUGUAGUUACACCAUCGAAAGAUGGAAUGAAUCUUGUUGCAAAAGAAAUGCUUGUAUGUAAUCCAGUUGCGUCGUUGGUUCUUUCGACUGGUGCUGGAACUGAAGUUCAAUUAGGAAGUGCUGGUUUCUAUUCUGAUACUGAUCGUUGUUAUCAUCGCGUUGAAGAUAUUCAUGACAUUGAGGUGAGUUAUUUUAACGGGAGAAGUAUAACGCUUCAAUGUGUUUAUCAUUUCAGAAUUUUGCUGAGAGCUUCUAUAGAGCAUCUGUUGAAAGUGUUGAAAGUCGAGAAGAAAAUGGAAGAAAGUUGAAUAAAUUCCUGACUGAACAUGAUAUUGAGGAGUGGAGUAGCGCAUUUUUAGAUCCAAAUUGGACACACGAAGUUAUCAGCAGAAGUGAUGUUAAACAACUCGCGGAUUUCUAUAUUCUCAUGGAUAAAACUGCAAGAGUUCGAAGACAGAUUGUUGAAGUUGUUUUGAAAGGUCUACCAAUUCGUCCACAUUUCACAUUAUCUUUGGAGAAUGCGAAGAAUGCGCUUGAAAGUUCAUGUGAAGAAGGAACGAAUAAAUUGGUGCUUCAAACAACAAACUCUGCUGAUGAUGUUGAUGACAAUAAUCUUGAAGCGAAAUUCGAUAUUUCUGAUGAAUUGAAUGAACUUCAGAAAGAUAUUGCAUUCUUGUCGUUUAUUCAAUCAGAUGAGAUCACAAAUGUUGAACAAUUUAUUGACGUAAGUUUACUUUUCUGAUAAACUCAACACAAAGUUUUCUUUAGACUCUUGGGUCAUUCCAUCCAUCAGGACCUUCUGUGUUUGCAACUGAAGUUGAAAACGCUGUACAACUUCUUGUGCAAGGUGAACACUUCCAUUACUUCUUCACUGAUCGAGAUGGAACAUUGAAAAGUUAUGCAUGUUCAUAUCCAACAAGUAUUCAGCCAGCGUAUUCUGCAGUUAUUCAGGUAAUUUUAGAGGAAAUUUAGCAUUCAAACAAUUCAAUUGAUUUCAGGCUCAAUUUGCUAGAAGAUGUGCACAAUUUUGUGCUAUCGUCACAACUGCUCCUUUGAUUCACAUUGGAAUUUUGAAUGUUGCCACAAUUCCAGAAGGAUAUUAUGCUUUUGGAGCAUCUGCUGGAAGAGAAUGGUAUUUCAAUCCAGCAAUGCAAUUCAAAGAUGAUUCAGUUUCUGAUGGAGAUUUGCAAUUACUGAAUAAUGCUUUUGAUAAGAUUGAAGAUUUGCUCGAAACUCCAGAAUAUCGAAAUUUCACUUGGAUUGGAAGUGGACUUCAGAAACAUUAUGGGCAUAUCACAAUUGCCAAACAAGAUGUGAAUAAUUCCAUUCCAAAAAAGAAAAUGAUUCAACUUUAUGAACAAAUUACUAAAAUUGUGAAUGAAACUGAUCCAGCUGGAACUGUUCUAACAAUCAGAGAAUCUGACCUUGAUAUCAAAAUUUACACAAAGGUAAGAUUUAUAUUAUAAGAAAACCUAUAAAUUGGUUUAUAUAUUUCCAGGCCAAAUUAAGUGGUCGAAUUUUCAACAAAGGACACGGUGUCCGGCUUGUUGAACGUAAAAUGGGUAUCAAUUUGAAUGAUGGCAACAUUUUGGUUUGUGGUGAUUCGGAAUCGGAUAUUCCGAUGCUUGAAGAAUGUUUGUCAGUUGCUGCAGCUAAUGUAUAUACUAUUUGGGUUACUGAAGAUGAUGUUCUCAAAGAAAAAGUGAGUUUUGAUUAUAACCGUUUGGUUUCAAUUUCUCCAAUUGAUUUUUCAGGUAACCUCGCUUUGUGCUCAAUAUUCAAAUACAAAUAUAAGAUUUGUAUCAUGUCCUCAAGUUUUACUCGGUGCCAUGGCGGCUGCAACCGUCAAAGAACUGACACGUGGUGGCUCAAAUGAGACGUCUUUUCGAUUAGAUCAAGAUUAA